AAGAAGCAAUAUGAAGUCCAUUAUAAUACUUUGUAUUUGCCUGUCCGUAGUUAUUGUUGCAUCGUCAGAGCAACAACAACAGCAGGAGGAUUCCCGGCGGAGGCUGCAGCGGCUUAGUUUACAACUCGUCGAUGACCGGGACGAUGAUGACAGUUCGCACAAACAUGAUCAUAACACUCGAGAUAGAAACGAUGACGUAGAAAGCAGUGAUAGAUACGACAAACGUGAUAGAAGUGACGACUCAUAUCAGAAGCGUGAUGACCGCCGUGAUAGAAAAGACAGACGUGACAGAAGCGACAGUCGGUUUGAGAGGCGUGAUGAUGAUCGCCGUGAUAGUCGUGACAGGAGUGAUAGACAUGAUAGCCAAAGGUCUGAUGACAGGCAAGACGAUGACCGUGACGAUGACUCUUCGCGCUCUUUGAGAUCAUACUAUGGUCAUUCGGUAAGUAAAAUUUAUUAUCAAUUUA
This is a messenger RNA of Manduca sexta (tobacco hornworm), 467 nucleotides long. RefSeq names its product protein PIF-like. The transcript is spliced from 7 exons. The annotation marks the transcript as partial. The record is from RefSeq and is a predicted model, not a curated record. NCBI's taxonomy places the organism in Eukaryota, Metazoa, Arthropoda, Insecta, Lepidoptera, Sphingidae.